Molecule: messenger RNA, 1718 nt
Organism: Tribolium madens (black flour beetle)
Lineage: Eukaryota; Metazoa; Arthropoda; Insecta; Coleoptera; Tenebrionidae
Product: zinc finger protein 711-like
Exons: 2
Coding region: 75-1247 (390 amino acids)
Biological process (GO): regulation of transcription by RNA polymerase II
Cellular component (GO): nucleus
Molecular function (GO): RNA polymerase II transcription regulatory region sequence-specific DNA binding; DNA-binding transcription factor activity, RNA polymerase II-specific
Source: RefSeq, a predicted model, not a curated record
UGGCAACUGUUUUGUUAUUUUUAACCUCAUUUAAUUAAGAACUUGUGUUCAGAAAAGUAAACAUCAGAAAAAUAAUGAUGUUUUCCACAAAUUUGAGCCCAGUAAAAGUGGAAGUGGAGGAGGAAAGAUUUGACGAACUGAAACUGUAUUAUGGAUGCGAGAAAUGCUCGUUCAAGACAAAACUCUUAUCCAGGAUAAGAASCCACGCAAAAAUACACGAAAACAGCGAACAAAAAUUUAAUUGUUUCAGUGGUGGCCUUGAAAAUUACAAGUGUCACAAAUGCAUAACAUUUGAAACACAAUUCUUAUCACAACUGAGAUGUCACAUUUUUCAAGGUCACACAUCACAACAUGUCGAACCCAAAAGCUUCAAAUGUCACAAAUGUGAUUUCAAGGCGUUUUCACAAUUAUUGGUUURGAGACACUCCAUUUUUACUAAACAUCAAAGGAGGAGRGUUUUSAAAUGUACAGACUGUGAUUUUGAAACUAGGGUUGUAACCAAUUUGAGAAGACAUGUGAUGUGUAGACAUACAGAUGAUUCCAAAAUCAYUUGGUACAAAUGUAAGCAUUGUUCUUAUAAGUGUAAACUCAAGGAGAAUUUGAAACGUCACAUGAUUGUAAAACACGAGUCGCCUAACUUCCGUCCUGUCUUCAAAUGUACACAUUGUGAUUACAAAACRAUGUAUUUAGGAAUUUUGAAAAAACAUAUGAUCUUUAAACAUAUGGACGAUUCCGAAACCCAGUGGUUCAAAUGUGAAUAUUGUCCAUUUAAAUGUAAACUUAAAAAAGAGUUGAAAAAACAUAUGACCCAAAAACACGACCCUAYCUUCCGCUACUCGUGUGAACUUUGUGACUACAAYGCUAAAUUGAGUUUCUAUWUGAACCGACAUGUGAAUACACUGCACAAAGCCAAAAGUAGUGAAUUAUUGGCUAAGAGAUAUGGCAUUUUUACCAAAUACGUAAAAAAGAAUCUAGGAGAAAAGGGAGCUUACAAAUGUACAAAUUGUGAUUAUGAAAAUGAAAACUUUGAUAGUUUUAAAAGACACGUGAUUUCUAGACAUUUGGACGAUUCAGAAAURCAAUGGUUCAAAUGUGAACAUUGUGAAUUUAAGUCCAAACUUAAGAGUAAUUUGAAACAACACAUUAACACAAAACAUACUAACACUCUCGUUCGGUGUAAACUUUGUGAUUAUGAGGCGAAAACAAGAUGGGCUUUGAGACAACACACGAAGAAACAACAUAAAUAAGAAUUCUUAGCUAAACAUUUAAAAAUUACAACAUAAUGUGUUUUUUUAUCAGAGAAAUUCAAGUCUUUCCUUGAAAAACACUAAACACAUUUCAAAUUGAGUUUUUUGUUUUUAGUAGCAUUYGCUAUUUAAAAUAUUUGGCCAAUGUGGAAUAAUUGUAAUUCUCAUCUUUAAUUUUCAAGUAUUUAUCUGAAUUUAAAAAUAAACUUUAAGAAUGAUUGAUUCUCUUUUAUAAAAAUUUCUUGUCCAUUGUCCAAUAUGUUGGCAAUGCAAAAAUUCCUAAAUAAAUAGUUGGUCAAACUGCCUUUUGACAUUUGUUGGGACAAGAAAAAAAAUUAAAAUUUAUUAAUAUUUCGUCUUACAAAACCGUGCAAUGAGUGAAGACCUGCAAAGAAAAAUCCAGUCGGAACUGGACAGUUUUAAGAAUACCCAAAAAGGUACAAAAACCCACAUUUUUCCAACCUAACCCAA